UCCUGGGCGCGGAGAGCCGGCGGGCGGCGGGCGAGCGGCCGAUUCCCCCGCAGCCAUGGCAGCCCUGCGCUACGCGGGCCUGGACGACACCGACAGCGAGGACGAGCUGCCCCCCGGCUGGGAGCAGAGGACCACUAAGGACGGCUGGGUUUACUAUGCCAAUCACACGGAGGAGAAGACCCAGUGGGAGCAUCCGAAGACUGGGAAAAGAAAGCGAAUCGCAGGAGAUUUGCCCUACGGAUGGGAACAAGAAACCGAUGAGAAUGGACAGGUGUUUUUUGUCGACCACAUAAACAAAAGAACCACCUACUUGGACCCAAGACUGGCGUUUACUGUGGACGACAAUCCCACGAAGCCGACCACCAGACAGAGAUACGACGGCAGCACCACGGCCAUGGAGAUCCUCCAGGGUCGAGACCUCAGCGGCAAAGUGGUCGUGGUGACCGGGGCAAACUCAGGGAUCGGGUUUGAAACUGCCAAAUCUUUCGCCCUCCAUGGUGCACACGUGAUCCUGGCCUGCAGGAACAUGGCGCGAGCCAGUGAAGCCGUGUCCCGCAUUCUAGGAGAAUGGCACAAAGCCAAGGUAGAAGCAAUGACCCUGGACCUUGCUCUGCUCCGUAGCGUGCAGCAUUUUGCUCAAGCGUUCAAGGCCAAGAAUGUGUCACUUCACGUGCUUGUGUGCAACGCAGCUGUGUUUGGGCUCCCCUGGACCCUCACAAAAGAUGGCCUGGAGACCACCUUCCAGGUGAACCACCUGGGCCACUUCUACCUUGUCCAGCUCCUGCAGGACGUCCUGUGCCGCUCAGCCCCUGCCCGGGUCGUCGUGGUCUCCUCGGAGUCCCAUAGGUUUACGGAUAUUAACGAUUCCUCGGGAAAACUAGACUUUAGCCGCCUUUCUCCAUCGAAAAGCGACUACUGGGCCAUGCUGGCCUACAACCGGUCCAAACUGUGCAACAUCCUGUUCUCCAACGAGCUCCACCGCCGCCUGUCCCCCCGUGGGGUCACGUCGAACGCAGUGCACCCCGGGAACAUGAUGUACUCCGCCCUUCACCGCGGCUGGUGGGUGUACACGCUGCUCUUCACCUUGGCGAGACCCUUCACCAAGUCCAUGCAACAGGGAGCCGCCACCACCGUGUACUGUGCCGUCGCCCCGGAGCUGGAGGGCCUGGGAGGGAUGUACUUCAACAGCUGCUGCCGCUGCCUGCCGUCAGCCGAAGCCCAGAGUGAAGACUCCGCGCGGGCCCUGUGGGCGCUCAGCGAGCGGCUGCUUCAGGGGGCACCCGGCGGUCCGCCCUCCUAGGCGGGCAUCGGCCCGACGCCCACCCCGCUGAACCCCCCCACCUCUCACCCCACGGCCUUCCACAUCCCCACAACCCAGACCCGCCAGAGGCCCAGGAUGUAAGCACUGACGCAACAGAGCACGCAGCGUUAGGUACCCCUAGGGAGCAGGGCGUUGGUGGGGAGAAGGGGCGGUACCUCUUGUCCGGGGCUGGGGGGCAGCCCGGGUCCCUGUGCUGCCCUGGCAAUGGCCCGUGUGACGGUGAAGCUUCGCCUUCACACGGGCGAAGGGAGGCUCUCCGUCCCACCGCAGAAGCACGUGCAGUUCUCAGCACUCAGGGUCCCUCGGUGCCCCCCACCCCGUCCCACCAGCCACCACCCCAGCCACACGCUCAUGGCCACACUGUAGCCAGGAGCCGGCUUUCUCCUGUCUGGGGAAGAAAGAGCCGGUGUUUAUCCUUCACGCACUCAUCCACGAGAUCACUGCUCCAUCCUGAUCCAGUCUGAGUCCUGGACAGCCCCUCUGGCCCCUGUUCCGGCCGAGGAGGAGGGGACACUGAGAAACGGGCGGCGCGGACGGUGGGUGCGCUGCCGAGCACUGAGCCACUGCCGGAGCAGCACAGAGGCUUCCUCAGGGCACAGCAAGCAGACCCCGCGACGGGCAGGAGAGGCGGCCCGGCACCCCUGAGGAUGCCCCGGGUGCUUGGGGGCUGGGGAUAAAAGGCCGUUCCCGCCAGCCUUCCCGCAGUCUCAGGAAGGACCCCGUCACAGGUGCACAGCCCCCGCGUAUCUGUUCAGCGUCCUGCUUCCGCACCCUCU
This is a messenger RNA of Budorcas taxicolor (takin), 2097 nucleotides long. RefSeq names its product WW domain containing oxidoreductase (gene WWOX). The transcript is spliced from 9 exons. Lineage: Eukaryota; Metazoa; Chordata; Mammalia; Artiodactyla; Bovidae. Gene Ontology annotation, cellular component: cytoplasm; nucleus. Gene Ontology annotation, molecular function: transcription coactivator activity; protein binding. Bases 56 to 1300 code for a protein of 414 amino acids. Gene Ontology annotation, biological process: positive regulation of transcription by RNA polymerase II; hippo signaling. The record is from RefSeq and is a predicted model, not a curated record.